AUGGUUUAUUUUGUUUGUACUCAAAUUCAGGAACGAGCGCGAAAUUACGCCAGGCAAAGAAGAUUGGCGAAUCGAAGAACACCAAGAGCACCUGCAGCGUUUGUAUCAGAACUUGGAAGAGUACAACGUUCAGAUUUGGGCAGAAUGGACAACCAAUGUGAUGGAUGUGGAGCUUUGCAUUGGGCCGCAGAGAGGGCUGUUCAACAGCGAGUAAACGACAACUGCUUUCAUGCUUGCUGCAAAAAAGGUAGAGCUGUCUUGCCCCUUUUGCAAGAGCCUCCCGAGCCUUUAAAUAGCUUGAUCAACGGAAGCCAUCCUCGAUCCUCUCAUUUUUUGCAGCACAUGCGACAAUACAACACUUUGUUCGCAUUUACAUCAUUUGGCACCGAUGCUACGCCUGAGCAGCUCCAAAGAGAUAGAGAGAAUGAGAUGAGAGGCGGCAUCACGCCGGUUCGUGUUCAUGGGGAACUCUAUCACUUGCAAGCACCACUAAAUUUGAGCAAUGUGCCAAAGUAUAGCCAGCUGUACGUUUACGACCCAGAGUAUGCCGCUGCGAUUCGCUGUGCAGACCCCAGAAAUCAAGGAUUGGACGACACGAUCAUUGAGCAACUGAGUGAAAUGAUUGCUGCCAUCAUUCCAAACGAGUCUUCUGACAGGUGUUUCAGAGAUACAGUGCGCGAAAAAAACGUUCCAGUGUUUUGCCAAUUCGUAGUUUUACACUUACAGCUCUGUCAAAUUUUCUCCAGUUUUAAAACUAAAGUAAGACUACAAAAGCUUGGGUUUUUAGCCACAAAAUGA
Messenger RNA from Mucor velutinosus, 798 nucleotides. RefSeq lists its product as uncharacterized. NCBI's taxonomy places the organism in Eukaryota, Fungi, Mucoromycota, Mucoromycetes, Mucorales, Mucoraceae. Bases 1 to 798 code for a protein of 265 amino acids. The record is from RefSeq and is a predicted model, not a curated record. The transcript has a single exon.